Molecule: messenger RNA, 2544 nt
Organism: Geosmithia morbida
Lineage: Eukaryota; Fungi; Ascomycota; Sordariomycetes; Hypocreales; Bionectriaceae
Product: [histone H3]-lysine4 N-trimethyltransferase ASH1L
Exons: 4
Coding region: 1-2544 (847 amino acids)
Biological process (GO): regulation of DNA-templated transcription
Cellular component (GO): nucleus; chromatin
Molecular function (GO): histone H3K36 methyltransferase activity; protein binding
Source: RefSeq, a predicted model, not a curated record
AUGUCGCUCUCCCCUGACAGCAGCUUCUCGACGCCGACAUUGGACGUCAUUUCCAAUGUCGCGUCUUCUAACUCGACACCCCCCACCACCAUCGCCGACAGCGCCAGCAUGCACUCGGACAUGUCGAAGAAUUAUGUGAUUACCGUCGCCGUGGAUGCUGCCUCCGAGUCUGCCGACUUACCUAUGACCGACGCCGCCGCCGACGCCGCCGUCGAUCUGGACGCGCGCGCAGACGCGCAAGCGGAUGCCAAACGCGACAACGACCAUGCUGACCCUGCCGAACACGACGACUCCUCCACAACACCCGGCCGCGCUCGCCGGACGCGCGUCUCCCGGCCUGAAUACAACCUCUCCAAGCUGGCCGGCACUGCAGACCACGGGAAGAGACGCGCUAACGGCGAUGUUGUCUCCAACCGCCGGCGUCGAACCAUUGCCGGCACCACCAUGACGGACGAGCAGGCUGCCAACGGAACCCCUCAGCGCAAAAGCUCGAGGCCGGCACGCGACAAUGCAUCAAUUGACGCGCUGAACCUCCAGUCCCCGCCCAAGACUGCUAAACCCUCCAACACAAGACGCCAGGUCAAAGAAUCGCCUCUCCCCGUUCGCGUCACGAGACGGACCGCUCCUGCACUGUCGCCCCCCUCGAAACAGUCAGCACGAAGCAAACGCAGAUCCUCGACGAAGAUUGACGAAUCUCAGCUUCCGCGUGAGCUGCGCCGCCUGCAGGACACCAAGGAGUUUUCCCAUGUUGACGAGAAGCCCAUCAUCAUCACGGUUUGGUCCAACGGCAAAUAUAUCAACCCCAAUGAAGUCAACGAGGAGAAAGAGCAGCCGGCACGCAAGAAGACCAAAGUUGACACGCCUGGGACGCCCGACGAACCCAACAAGGAGGCACCCGAAUCUGUUAAUACAAAACAAAGACGCGUCAAGAAGUACCUCAAUAAGGGCCUGUAUGCCGGUCAGGAUGGCCCUGUCGACUUCGUCAAGGGCCUGACACCGGCUGAGAAGCAGAGCCUCUCUGAGCUGCCCGAGUUGAAGCCCAGCGGUCGCAUCAACAAGAUUAUGCCGCUGCCCAUAUACACGGGCAUGCGCACCCUCAUUUCCGGCCGCGACUUCAAACUGCCCUUCAACGUCUGCAAUCCUCUUCCGCCGGGCCAACCUAAGCCUGAUGAGUGGAAGAAGAUGACAAAGAACCGAUUCAUUGGAGGGUCCCGCGAGGUCUGGCGCAAGUCGCCACACUUCCACGACUAUCAGUCCAAGUGUGUGUGCAAGCCGGAGGAUGGCUGCAGCGAGAGCUGCCAGAACCGCAUCAUGCUGUACGAAUGCGACGAGACGAACUGCAACGUCGGUCGGCAGUACUGCACCAACCGCGCCUUUGCCGACCUGACGGCACGCCGCGCCAAGGGUGGAAAGUACCGUGUUGGUGUCGAGGUUAUCAAGACGUCAGACCGCGGUUACGGAGUCCGCAGUAACCGUUGCUUUGAGCCUCAUCAGAUCAUCAUGGAGUAUGCUGGCGAGAUUAUCACCGAAGAGGAGUGUGAGCGUCGCAUGAACGAGGUCUACAAGGAUAAUGAGUGCUACUACCUGAUGAGCUUUGACCAAAACAUGAUCAUCGAUGCCACCACGGGCAGCAUCGCACGCUUCGUCAACCACAGCUGCAACCCUAACUGCAGGAUGAUCAAAUGGAUUGUGUCGGGUCAGCCGCGCAUGGCCUUGUUUGCCGGCGACAACCCCAUCACGACGGGCGAGGAACUGACGUACGACUACAACUUUGACCCCUUCUCGGCUAAGAACGUGCAAUCCUGCCUCUGCGGCGAGCCAAACUGCCGCGGCAUCCUGGGCCCCAAGACGCGCGAGCAGAAGAUCAAAGCUAGCCUGCAGAAGGCGGUCAAAGAGACCAUCUCGACCGGCAAGCGCAAGCUCAAGGACCUGACCGGCAGCGGCGAGGACAAGGAUAACAAGGCCAAGAAGCCCCGCAUCACGAGCACCAAGGAGGCCCUGGCCACCGUGGGCAUCAAGAUGGCCAAGGGGACCGCUAUCGCCGUCCGCAAGGGGAUGUCGUCGACUGUCUCCAACGCCAAGAAGGCUCUGGGUAGCGGCCAGGCUUCGAAAUCCGUGAUGAGCAAGACGACGGCGAACCGCGUUUCCAAGGCCUACGGCAAGGGCGGCGCCGCCAAGACCAAACUACAAAAGGGGCCUGCGUCAAAGACGGCAAAGAAGGCCGCCGGAAAGGCUGCUUCCAAGACUGGAGCAAAUGCUGGAGACAAGUCUCCCGCCAAGGCUGCAGCGAAGCCUACGGCCAAGGCCACACCCAAGGCCGCACCCAAGACAACGGCCAAGGCUUCUAUCAAAGCCUCAGUCAAGACCACUGCCAAUAAGGUGCUCAAGACGGCGGUCAAUACCAAGACGGCUCGCAACAAGAUGGCGGUCACAAAGGUCCGCCCUCUCAAGAAGGCUGCAGCCGCACCGCGCAUGACGGCGGCGGAGAAGAUGAAGGAAGAGCUGGACAGGCAAUACGAGAUUACUGUAGCUGAUUCCGACUGA